This is a messenger RNA of Nymphalis io (European peacock), 3028 nucleotides long. RefSeq names its product gastrulation defective protein 1 homolog. The coding region runs from base 123 to 2117 and encodes 664 amino acids. NCBI's taxonomy places the organism in Eukaryota, Metazoa, Arthropoda, Insecta, Lepidoptera, Nymphalidae. Gene Ontology annotation, cellular component: site of double-strand break; nucleus. Gene Ontology annotation, biological process: regulation of DNA double-strand break processing. The transcript is spliced from 4 exons. The record is from RefSeq and is a predicted model, not a curated record. Gene Ontology annotation, molecular function: protein binding.
UGUUAUUUCGGUGUUCGAAUGAAUUAAAUAAAUUUAUAUAAAUUAAAGGAAAUUAUGUAAGUUAUUAAGUGAAAAAUAAUUAAGUGUCAAAUAUAUAAUACAGCGGGUUAAAAUCAAGAAAAAUGAGUAAAAAACCAAUUUUAUUCGGCAAAAUUAACUUUAAUAUCAACAGAACCUCAUCGCACGACACCUGCGAUGGGUCAACGUCAGGUUUCGGCACUUUCGGUCGCACUCCGAUCCAGGAACAAAAAGAUAUCGAAGAAAUCGCUGAAGACCUGGAAAGCCAACACGUCCAUCAAGUAAUGGGAAUCAAAAAUUUUGGUAAGAAAGCCAAAAACUUCGACGUUGAAGAAAUGAUAAAACAAGCUAAGAUUGCAGCCCAAGAAGCUAAUAAAAAGAAGAUUGAAACAAUUGUUUCAAGUAAUUUAAAAGAAAAAAAUAAUACAGAUCAAAUUGCUCCAGCAGCACCGAGUCUGCAACAAGAAGAUUCAAGUGAUGAGGAUGAAUUGAUAGGACCACCAAUACCUUCGAGCUUACCAUCAAAAGUUUCUGAUAAAGAUAAAUGUGAUGAUGUAGGAAAGGAUGAUAAAACUAAAGGUGAUGAAGAUAGCUAUGAUGAGCUCAGUGGUUCAGAUGAUGAGGAGCUUACCUUGGAAAACCGAAUACCAAAUUCACACGAGGUGGAAAUGCUACACGGCACCAAAGCUGUAGUCGCUGUUGCCGUGGACCCUUCUGGUGCUCGACUCGCUACGGGUUCCGUUGAUUAUGAUGUCUCGUUCUGGGAUUUUGCUGGAAUGGACGCGUCGAUGCGUUCCUUCAGAACGCUUCAACCCUGCGAGAAUCAUCCAAUCAAAGCCCUGCAGUAUUCAGCGACCGGUGAUUCUAUUUUGGUCGUCAGCGGUGCAGCACAGGCCAAGGUGCUGGACAGGGACGGCUUCGAAGUGCUUGAAUGUGUUAAGGGGGAUCAGUAUAUCACUGACAUGGCCAAAACCAAAGGACACACAGCCACAUUAAAUAGCGGCUGCUGGCAUCCGCAAAUCCGCGAGGAGUUCAUGACAUGCUCUCAAGAUGGAACCCUGAGGCUGUGGCUCACGGAGAAUCCCAAACAGCACAAAUCAGUCAUCAAGCCACGACAGAUGGGAGGCUUGAAGACUAAUCCGACUUCAUGCGCCUUUUCGAGGGAUGGCAACACCGUCGCGUGCGGAUGUUACGACGGUUCCAUACAAAUGUGGGACCAUAGGAAAAAUUUUGUGAACACCACAUCUUUGCUACGCGACGCGCACCAGAAACAAUCAGAAAUAUCGUGCAUUUCAUUCUCGUAUCUGGGUUCGCUUUUGGUCAGUCGAGGAAAUGACGAUACAAUGAAAAUAUGGGACUUGCGUAACUUCAAGAAGCCGGUUAAAGUUUUCGGCGACCUGUUCUCGAGGUACGAGCAGACGGACUGCAGCUUCAGUCCGGACGAUACAAUGGUGUUCACCGGCGAGUCCUUGCAGAGGAACCAGGACGUGGGCAGGCUUGUGUUCUUCAACGCGAAGACGUUUGAGCUGGUGACGCACAUCGACGUCGCCAAGUCACACGUCAUUAAAGCUGUCUGGCACGCGAAGCUGAACCAGAUAUUCGUUGGAUGUGGCAAUGGCAUCGUGAAAUGUUAUUACGAUAACAAAAGAAGCCUGCGUGGAGCGAAGCUCUGCGUCGUCAAGACUCAUAGGAAGAAACAGUCCAUGGAGGUGGUCAGCUCGCAGCAAAUUAUAACUCCACACGCACUGCCUCUGUUCAGGCAGGAGAAAUUAAGAACGAGCAAAAAGAAAAUGGAGAAAGACAGAUUGGAUCCCGUCAAGUCUAGACGACCGGAUCUACCGAUAACGUCCGGUCAAGGGGGACGAGUCGCCGCCUCUGGGAGCACCCUGAGCUCCUUCGUUAUCAGAAAUCUCGGUCUGAGUAAACGAGUCGAUGAUGAACAGGAUCCGAGGGAGGCUAUAUUGAAAUACGCUAAGGACGCUGAAGAGAAUCCGUUCUGGGUGGCGCCAGCGUAUAAGAAAACUCAACCAAUGCCGAUAUUUCAGGACGGGGAUGAUGGACCAUCAGAUCCUAAAAAGCAAAAGUCAUCGGAGGGUUGAAGUUCAUUAUGACCACAUUUAUCACGAAUGGUACCUGAUAUUUUUGACAGGCCUUACUACCAAUUAGACUUAUUAAAGGAAUAACUAUAUAAGAAUAAAUGUUUUAAGUAUUUCAAUAUUAGAUACAUCUUAUAAUGUAUAAGUCUAUGGAUCUUUACAAUAAAUAGUAAGAAACAACAUACAAAUGUAUGUGACCUAUCAACCUUGCUGUUUUUGAAAAUAUCGUAAUUAUAUUACAAUUUGAUGAAUGAAAUAAUAUUAUUAUUAGUAUUAUUUUGUUAUUAGGGGUUGUUUUUAUAUACAACUAGUUUCACUCGAGUAUCAGGGAGGGGAGUGUUAGGUAAGCUAUGCCCGUUUCUAUUCUCCGAAAAGUUUGAUGUAAAAUUUCACUAUGAUCAGUCGAGUAGUUAAAAUCUAGAAAGAGUAACAAAGAAAUAAAAAACUAAUUCAUGUAUAUAAUCUAGUAUUAUUAUUGUUUAUGGAAGUAUGUUCCAAUUUUAAAUUAAUUGUUUUUUUUUCAUCGCUCACAAUUAUGUGAAAUGAAGUAAUUAAUGUAUGGUUAUACUUGUCAAAUGCCUUAAAUGAUUCAACAUAGUUUGUCUUUGAAAUUCAAACCGGUUUCUAAAACGCUGAUCAAAGAUAGUCUCUCAAUUGUUAUUGGUGGAUGGCAUCGAUGACGCAAUAGACGACCAACUGACGUCACUAGCCAGACUGGUAAAUAUAUGAAAUUUUACUAAAACCGUAAUAUUCGAUAAGAAAAUUCGAGUUCCUUUAUUAAUGUAAAAAAAAUAUAUUUGUAUAUCAAAUAUAUAUAAAUACUAGUAAAUAUAUAUAAUAAAUAUUUCUCUCUGACUUAUGAAUGAUGAUUUGUAAAUAUUUAAUGUGUUUUAAGAAUAAAAUUUAGUUAAAUA